AUGAGGGAGAUGAGUCCUCUCCUCCACUCUCUCCUCAACCAUCCAGGUAUUGUGCGUCUUGAACAGAAUAACAACACCCUCGUUGAAAUGGGCAUCUACCAGGACGGUCCAUUUGAGACCGGCGACGAGCGGGAGCUGAGGGCCGAUCUGGUACCUGUUCCUCCCACCAGCUAUCUGGGCUUCUCCCUGGACUCCAGCAUGGCCCUGGUGGUGAAGGGCAGGCUGACGGUGGUGGCGGGCGCACCAAGGGCCAAUCACAGCGGGGCGGUGGUGCUGAUGACGAUAGAUAAUGACUCCAGCAUGCGGGAGGAGUUCACCCUGCAGGGGCAAGGCCUGGCCUCCUCCUUCGGCUACGACCUGGCCGUGCUGGACCUCAACCAAGACGGUUGGCAUGACAUCGUUGUGGGGGCCCCGCAGUACUUUGAGAAGGACGGGAAGAUAGGGGGCGCGGUCUACGUCUAUGUCAACAAGGCCGGGGCAUGGGACACAGUCACCGCCCUCCGGAUCGACGGGCCUCAGGACUCCAUGUUUGGACUGUCUGUGGAGAACCUGGGCGACAUCAAUCAGGACAAUUACCCCGACUUUGCAGUCGGGGCCCCCUACGAUGACGAGGGUGCGGGGGUGGUCUACAUCUACCACGGCUCAGAGGACGGCAUCAGCUCCAAGAAGCAUUCCCAGAUGUUGAAGGGCAGGCCGUUGAGUAGCAGGCAUUUCGGCUACUCUCUGGCGGGGAACAUGGACCUGGACCGGAACACCUACCCCGACCUGGCCGUGGGCUCCCUCUCCGACUCGGUGUUUGUCUUCAGGGCCCGCCCAGUUGUUGACAUCAUCAAGAAAAUCACCAUCACCCCCCCCGAGCUGGACCUCACCAAGAAGAACUGCGGCGACAAGAUCUGUCUAACAGUGUCCGGCUGCUUCAGCUACGUCGCCAGCGCUGCGAACUACAAUCCUCCACUGAGUGUGCGCUACAAACUGGUGGUGGAGGAUCAGCGUAAGAAGGCGGGCCUACCCUCCAGGGUGGUCAUCACCCAGGCGUCGUCCUCUGGCAGCAACUACGAGAUCAGUGGCCUCCUCAAGCUGACCAAGCAGAAUCAGCAGUCCUGUCUGGAAUGGAAACUCACCUUGCAGGACGACAUUCGGGACAAGCUGCGCGGCAUCCCAAUCGAAGUGUUCGUGGACAUCCAGGACAGCGCGCGGCGCCGGAGACAGGCCUCUGGGGCCGAGCUAAAGCCCGUCCUGGACGCCGACAAGCCCAAAAGCAUCCGCUCAGAGGUGAGCUUCCUGAAGGAGGGCUGUGGAGCAGACAACGUGUGCCAGAGUAAAAUGGUGGUAGGGUAUCGCUUCUGCAGAAAGAAACCCAACCAAGACGUCUUUGAACCACUACACCUCGACAGCUCUGGGGUGCCAGUGUUGUCCCUCAGCAACGAGAAGGAGAUUGCCUUGGAGGUCACGGUGACCAACGUCGAGGGCGACGAUGCCUACGAGGCCUCUAUCAACGCCACCUUCCCCAACGCCCUGUCCUACUCCUCCUACCGCGUCCUGUCUAAAGACAUCCAGCUGGUGACCUGCAAGGCCAAUAAGGAUGGCUCUAUGGCAGAAUGUGAACUUGGGAACCCCUUCAAACGAGACGCUAAGGCGACCUUCUACAUCAUUCUGAGCACAGCAGGCAUCUCUCUGAACACCACCGAGUUGGAGAUCGAUCUUACACUUGACACGACGAGUGAUCAGAAAGAAAAGAAGCCUAUCAAGGCAAGGGCAAAAGUGGUGAUUGAGCUACUUUUGUCUUUAUCAGGGCAGGCCCAGCCCUCCCAGUUGUACUAUACGGGGAAGGUUGUAGGAGAGAGCGCCAUGAAGACAGAGAGCGACAUCGGCAGUGCUAUCAAAUACAUUUUCAGGAUCAUCAACUUGGGGAAGCCCCUGAACAACAUCGGCUCUGCCAGCCUGGUGGUCAGAUGGCCCAAGGAGAACGCACACGGGAAGUGGCUGCUGUACCUCAUGGGCAUCAGCUCUGACGGGUUAGACAAGGUCAACUGCUCCCCUGCGGGAGAGAUCAACCCUAAAGGCGUCAAAAAGGAGCCAUCUACCAACCGGAAGCGACGAGCCAUUGGGGACAAAAGCAUAAAAGAAGGUUCCACUUCUCAGCUAACAGACGUUAGGAAAUCUGAGACUUUGUCCUGUGGUAGUGGGGCGUCGUGUGUGGAGUUUCAGUGCCCCCUUCUGGGACUGGACAGUAAUGCAGCCCUCAUGUUCCAUGCUCGUCUGUGGAACGGCACUUUGAUUGAGGAGUACUCCAAGUUGAACUAUCUGGAUAUCGUAGUGAAAGCUUCUCUAAAAGUGGUCAUCGCCGGACAGGAAAUGGCUCUGAAGAACUCAGAAACACAGGUGAAGGUGACGGUGUUCCCGGAGAGGCGUGGGUACCAGACCGGCGGUCUGCCCUGGUGGAUCAUCCUGGUGGCCAUCCUGCUGGGCCUGCUGCUGCUGGCCCUGCUCAUCUUCCUCCUGUGGAAGUGUGGCUUUUUUAAACGUACCAAGCACGAAGACACGGUUCCCAGUUACAACGCCGUGCGGAUCAAAAGGGGGGUGAGGGACGGCAGAGCCGGACAGCAGGACCACUGGGAGAACCCGGAGAAGAAGCCCUGGAUCAGGAGCUGGAAGGACAACCAGCAUCACUCCUAACCUCCGGCGCUCGCUCAGAGACCAGCUCGCCUCCUGUUUGUUGCUUUUUUUUUUUCCCUCGUACUGUCCUCUGUCCUGCCUCCACACGUACGGCGAUGCACAUACUGAGAAUGAAAAGAAAAGGACUUGCUAUGUACUUGAUCUGGGUUUCUUGGAGGCUGACCUCGAUUGAGGUCACUGAUGUCCAUCACUGGAAUGAUAUACGAUAGGGCUACUCUGCACAACUACGGUCUCUCACAGCCUGGGGAGGGGGCGCGGCUUGUUUUGUACAUUCUAUACAUUGUGUUGCCGAGUGACAUGUGUGGGUCGGGGGGUUAAAGGUGUUUGUAUAUUUUUCGGAAUGUUUUGCAGAUUUUUUUCUAUUUAUUUUUCUUUACAUUCCAUAGGCCACAAGGGGAAAGCAGGACUCUUUCCAAAUUAAUGACAGAGAUCCGUGAAUGUCCUUUUCUCAAAUGCAGUCGAUUUCAAGUGAUUGCUUUUCAAACAGUAUACCCAUGUUCUCUUAUCCCUUGAUCCCGGCCCACCCUUUAUUUUGUACCAUGGAUACAUUGCAACUACUCAUUGUAAAUUACCACUCCAAACUUAACAAAUGGGUAUAACCUUUUGUUUCCUGGCUCCAUGAACUGGUGUAAAAAGCUGCCAUUUAUGUAACUUUUUGAAAUAAAUGUUUUAUAAUAAU
Gadus macrocephalus (Pacific cod) is the source of this 3355-nucleotide messenger RNA. Its product is annotated as integrin alpha-6-like. The record is from RefSeq and is a predicted model, not a curated record. Gene Ontology annotation, molecular function: integrin binding. The transcript has 22 exons. Gene Ontology annotation, cellular component: external side of plasma membrane; integrin complex. Gene Ontology annotation, biological process: cell-matrix adhesion; leukocyte migration; cell adhesion mediated by integrin. The coding region runs from base 1 to 2676 and encodes 891 amino acids. NCBI's taxonomy places the organism in Eukaryota, Metazoa, Chordata, Actinopteri, Gadiformes, Gadidae.